AUGAAUGAACCUAUUAUCUUUGUUACUGGUAAUUUGAACAAGUUGAAAGAAGUGAAUAGUAUUCUUGGCGGGAGCUACAACAUCACCAAUGAAGCGUUAGAUUUGGACGAAUUGCAAGAAACCGAUCUUGAGACGAUUGCGUUGCACAAGUUGGAACAAGCCAAGAAGUUAGUAGGUAGUGGCAAGCGUGUGUUUGUAGAAGACACAGCGUUGAUUUUUGAUGAGUUUAACGGUUUACCGGGAGCAUAUGUGAAAUGGUUUGUCAAGAGUCUUGGAUUAGCAAAGAUGGUUAGGUUGUUGGACCCUUUUAGUAAUAAGGGGGCCAGUGCGGUGACUACGAUCGCUUAUUACGAUGGUGACAAGAAUGUAGUAUUCCAAGGAAAGACACAAGGUGUUAUUGUGGAAAGCCGUGGUCCGACCGAUUUCGGAUGGGAUUCGAUCUUCGAGCCGGUGGAAGGCGAUGGCGAGACGUAUGCGGAAAUGAGCAAAGAAAAGAAAAACGGGCUGUCGCACCGUGGCAGGGCGUUUGGACAGAUGCGGGAAUAUCUAGGGGGCCCUGAAGGUGCAAGGGCGUGCAAAUAG
Molecule: messenger RNA, 582 nt
Organism: Henningerozyma blattae CBS 6284
Lineage: Eukaryota; Fungi; Ascomycota; Saccharomycetes; Saccharomycetales; Saccharomycetaceae
Gene: HAM1
Product: nucleoside triphosphate pyrophosphohydrolase HAM1
Exons: 1
Coding region: 1-582 (193 amino acids)
Biological process (GO): nucleoside triphosphate catabolic process
Cellular component (GO): cytoplasm
Molecular function (GO): nucleoside triphosphate diphosphatase activity
Source: RefSeq, a predicted model, not a curated record